Musca domestica (house fly) is the source of this 1530-nucleotide messenger RNA. RefSeq lists its product as uncharacterized. Lineage: Eukaryota; Metazoa; Arthropoda; Insecta; Diptera; Muscidae. The record is from RefSeq and is a predicted model, not a curated record. The transcript is spliced from 3 exons. The coding region runs from base 150 to 1460 and encodes 436 amino acids.
AGUUCUAACGUCAGCCAGUCGACACAAUCGUUGUGAGAGGAGAUCACUUUGCGCUAGUCACAAAAAACAACAGUCACGUAUUUUAUUUUAAAUUAUCUUUAAUUACACAAAGUAUUUUACUGAAAACGAAAAAACCCUAAGCUUUGGAAAUGUCGUCGCCACAAUAUUCAAGUUCUGCUGAUGCAGAAGCGAAGUGGUUAAAAAAUCAAAUAAUACCGGAACUAGUUAAGAAUGGUAAAAUUCGUAAUAAAGAUGACACCGCUAUGGAUGUGGAUAAGUUCCAAGUAACCGAUAUAAGUGUGGAAUUUAUUGGCGCCCAAGAAGCUUUCAUGUUGACACAAUGUUAUCGGGCUCGCAUCGCUUACGAAUAUAAGGGUGCAGCAGAGGAACUGAAAUUGUUUGUUAAGAAAACACCACCCAUGCCCCAGGAAAUAUUCGAUGCGGUGAGUUUUAAGGCGCUGUUCUCCAAUGAAAUUCUUGCCUAUGAAAAAAUUAUACCAAACUUGGAAGCAUUUGCCGGCAUAAAUUUCAAUACAGCUCGAUUCUUUUUUGGCCACUUGCAAGGCAAUUCAGCCAUUGUUAUAACCGAAGAUUUUGGCAGUAAAGGUUGGCAAAUUGCCAAGGCCAGAUAUAAUCUAUCGUUGGAUCACACGUUACUGGCCAUGAAGUAUUUGGCGCGAUUACAUGCCGUUGGAUUUGCCCUACUACACAAAGAUAAACAGGCAUUUCAAGCUCUCACCAAAGAUUUACAAGAAUCCCGUUAUGGCUCUGAUGAUAUACAUUACCGUUGGGCUUUGACAUUGAGAUAUGGCUUGGAACGAGCGGUGAAAAGUGUCAAGGAAUUUCAACGCAAUGUUCCACAAGAAUUUCUUGAAAAAUUAAAAAAUCUCCUAAUGAAACCAAUGCGCUAUGGCCGGGAAUUGGUUAGGCCCAAGGAGCCGUUUGUGACUUUGUGCCAUGGUGAUUAUUUGCGCAACAAUGUGGCCUAUAAAUAUGAUGCCGGCAAGCCUAUUGACAUCAUGAUGUUCGAUUUGCAAACCCUAAGGGUAUCAUCGCCAAUGUUGGAUUUAACAAUAUUUUUGGCCCUAUCAACAUUGGCUGAGGUGCGCCAGAAAUAUUUCAAGGACAUUUUUGGAACAUAUUGCCAGCAGCUCAAAGAGGGCUAUGAAAAAUUCGCCCAAAGGCCUUUACCAGGAUUUUUAAGCUAUGAGUCCCUGAUCAAGGAAUACAUUGCCUUUUUGCCACACAGCAUUUUGACAACUUCAACAUUUCUUUUGGAUUUGGUGUCACCUCGAGGUCUGUCCAGUGAAGAAAUGCUAAAUGCUGAAGCAACAGAUGAGGAAAUAUUUGAGGAAAUCAUGUUUAAGGGUGGUGAACUUGUGGACAGAGAGUUGGCCCAUCAAGUCAGCGAGUUAUAUGACCUUUCAAUGGAACAUAAUGUUGAUGUUUUUUCUGUUUAAUAUUGUUUGAGUGUGUGAGUGUGAUAUUGUAAAUAAAUAAUUAAAAAAAUUGGUGCUAAUACUUGAAAGA